Lithohypha guttulata is the source of this 876-nucleotide messenger RNA. RefSeq lists its product as uncharacterized. NCBI's taxonomy places the organism in Eukaryota, Fungi, Ascomycota, Eurotiomycetes, Chaetothyriales, Trichomeriaceae. Bases 1 to 876 code for a protein of 291 amino acids. The record is from RefSeq and is a predicted model, not a curated record. The transcript has 2 exons.
AUGUCCUCUGAGCCAUACAUAAAGGCGGAGGAUUGUACUCAAGAGCUGUUCCAAGCAUGUAACGACAUGUAUCCUGCUCUUUUGCAGGUAGUAUACAAGGAGACGCGCCCAAAAUCGAGAUUAGAGACCAUCCUCAAGGAUGACAAAUGGAGGUACUACGAGCUACCUGGUUCGCUGGAGGUGAGCCAAGGUCUGACCAAGGAGCAACUCGCAAGGCUUGUACAGUGGAAAAUUACACACGGCGUCCACAGGCCAUUCCUGCCUGGCAUGGUACAGAAGAAUCCGGAAGACGAAGUAAAAGAGCAAACCAGCAAAGCAGCCAAGGUUCUCAAUCAAACCUCCGAUGAGCAAGACUUUAACACAAGGAUCAUCUCAGCAUUAGACAUUGUCUGCAAGCUCAAAGGCGUUGGGCCUGCUACAGGUUCCCUAGUGCUAAGCGUUCUUAGCCCUCGAGUACCUUUCUUCGAAGAUGAGCUGUUCUACUGGCUCAACCAGGAACAUUCAACCAAACUGAAGUAUGACAAGAAGGAGUACAAAAUGUUACUAGAUUGUGUUCUGGAGCUCGAGCGCGACAAUAAAGUCACGGCGGACGUGCUCGAGAAGACAGCAUAUGUACUUAUGCACGAGGGUCAAUUGACCGACCAGCAAAAGAAACAGCUCGACCACGCGAUCAAAGUACCUGCACAAGGCGAGGAUGCCGAGCCCAAAGCCUCCCAACUCGAGCCACCAGCUAAGCAAGUAAACUCGGAAGCUGAACCAGGCUCACGCAAGAUUGAAUCCGACGCUGCUGCCACGAAGACAAGGAAGACACGAACGGCGGAGACAUAUGGAAAAGACAGCUCAGACCUCAGGCGUUCAAAACGCAGAAAAGCUUGA